Messenger RNA from Doryrhamphus excisus (bluestripe pipefish), 12373 nucleotides. RefSeq names its product glutamate receptor, metabotropic 5b (gene grm5b). Gene Ontology annotation, molecular function: G protein-coupled receptor activity. The record is from RefSeq and is a predicted model, not a curated record. NCBI's taxonomy places the organism in Eukaryota, Metazoa, Chordata, Actinopteri, Syngnathiformes, Syngnathidae. Gene Ontology annotation, biological process: G protein-coupled receptor signaling pathway. Gene Ontology annotation, cellular component: membrane.
UUGUCCAUAGGUAUGAAUGUGAGUGUGAAUGGUUGUUUGUCUAUAUGUGCCCUGUGAUUGGCUGGCCACCAGUCCAGGGUGUACCCCGCCUCUUGCCUGAAGACAGGUGGGAUAGAUACAGACUUCCAUACAUCCUAUUAUGAUGCAAUUAAAUCGUGUUUCUCAGCUUUUGUGUCGAGUUGCUGGCACUUCCAACUUUUUUGGGCCCCAUGGCAGGUUAUUUAGCAGUGAGUCUGCAUCGUGUAGGCUGCUUCAUUUUUCACUUUAUUUUGACAAAGUAUCGGAAACUUGAGGUUUGAGUGUACUUUGAUCCGCCGCGUGUCUAAAAGACGUAGUCUACAGGAAGUGCCAGGAAGAGAGUGAAUCAAUAGAAGGAGAAGUGACACUUUUAAUUCCACUAUUUCAUGAUAAAUUGUUUAUGUUGAACAAGUGUAAAUACGCUUUACAUUUUGUUGUUGUUUAUUUAGAAUCCAAAGCCAUACUAAAACAACUUUAUGGUAAAUGACGGGGUGGGUUGAAGGUGGCGUGGAAUCUUGAAUAUAUGGGGGUCCCAGAAUUCGGUGUUCCGCCCCUGUGUGUGUAUAUAUAUAUGUGUGUGUGUGUGUGUGUGUGUGUGUGUGUAAGAGAGCAGCGUGUGAAGGAGAGGUGUUUGGAGAAAGGCUCAGGUGUGCGUGACCGGAAAACCGGAGAGGAAGCGGCGGCAGAUGCAGCUGUGGCGUGUUUGACAUUGAACUGUGCGCCAUCGCACAGAUCGGUUCCCUUCCCGUGAUUGCUAAAUUGCGACCUAAUUAUCAAGCGGAGCCUGACGAAGGAGGUUUAUGUGAACAUGUCUCUCUGUCAUCACUUACUUUGGACACCAACUCUGCCUUUCAACGAGUGCAACCUGGACUUGGAUCAGCUACUGAGACUCAGUCAAGGUUCCCUGUUAAAUUUCCCCACUGCUGCACCCGUCUCACCACUUGCACCGAUGGUCCCACUUUGAAAUCUGAAAAGUCUAAAGAAAGGAAUGCUUUUGCUAUGGCCAGCAAAAUAAUUUCUAGGACAAUUUACCUGUGAUUACGUCUUUUUACGUCACCUUCGCCUCGGACCAAGAUGAUGCUGUGGCUCCUGCUCCUUUUUGUUUGGGUGACACCUGAGCAAAGCGACUCCGCCCAGUCUAAUGAACGGCGAGUCGUCGCCCAUAUUCCCGGGGACAUCAUCAUUGGAGCGCUUUUCUCUGUGCAUCAUCAGCCUCCUGCAGACAAGGUCCACGAACGUAAGUGCGGUGCUGUCCGAGAGCAGUAUGGCAUCCAAAGGGUGGAGGCGAUGAUGCAUACGCUGGACCGCAUCAAUGCAGACCCCCACAUCCUUCCCAACAUCACCCUCGGAUGUGAGAUCCGCGACUCCUGUUGGCACUCCGCCGUGGCUCUGGAGCAGAGUAUCGAGUUCAUUCGGGAUUCGUUGGUGUCCUCUGAUGAGGCAGAGGAGUGGGGUGGAGGAAGCCCCUGGGGGGGCGGAGGAGGAGGGGGUGCGUCGAUGAAGUGUGCAGACCCCUCUGCCACUCCCAUGCGAGGGAAAAAACCCAUUGUGGGUUUAAUUGGGCCGGGUUCGAGCUCAGUGGCCAUCCAAGUCCAAAAUCUUCUGCAGCUCUUCAACAUACCGCAAAUUGCCUACUCUGCCACUAGCAUGGAUCUUAGCGAUAAGAGUCUGUACAAGUACUUCAUGCGGGUGGUGCCGUCAGACGCCCAGCAGGCAAGAGCUAUGGUCGACAUCGUCAAGAGAUACAACUGGAGCUAUGUUUCUGCCAUAAACACUGAAGGUAACUAUGGCGAAAGCGGGAUGGAAGCGUUCAAAGACAUGGCAGCCAAAGAGGGCAUUUGCAUCGCGCACUCUGGCAAAAUAUGGAGCAACGCCGGAGAGCAGAGCUUCGACCGAUUGGUGGAGAGGCUGCGGGCCCACCUGCCCAAGGCCAGGGUGGUAGCAUGUUUCUGUGAGGGCAUGACCGUCCGCAAUAUUCUCAUGGCUAUGAGGCGCCAGGCGCUGGUGGGAGAGUUUCUUCUUGUCGGCAGUGACGGAUGGGCAGACAGGUAUGACGUGACAGACGGUUAUGUGAAGGAAGCUGCCGGCGGAAUAACCAUCAAACUUCAGUCGGCCGACGUCAAGUGGUUUGACGACUACUACCUUAAACUUCGCCCCGAGAACAACCACAGGAACCCGUGGUUUACUGAAUUCUGGCAGCAUCGCUUCCACUGUCGACUGAAGGGCCAUCCGCAGGAGAGCAACAAGUACAACCGUACCUGUAGCAAGAGAGAAUCUCUUCGGCAGCAGUAUGCACAGGACACCAAGAUGGGCUUUGUCAUCAAUGCCAUUUAUUCGAUGGCAUAUGGCCUGCAUAACAUGCAACGAGCACUGUGCCCAGGAUAUCAGGGCCUGUGUGAUACCAUGAGGCCUAUUGAUGGCGCUACACUGCUGGACUUCCUAAUGAAAACAAACUUUACUGGAGUGUCUGGGGAAGGAAUCCUCUUUGAUGAGAAUGGAGACUCACCUGGCAGGUAUGAAAUAAUGAACUUCAAGAAGAUGGGGAAAGACUACUACGAUUACAUUAAUGUGGGAAGUUGGGACAAUAGUGGAUUGAAGAUAGAUGAUGACGAAAUCUGGUCAAGCAAGGAUACGGUCAUCAAGUCGGUUUGCAGUGAGCCCUGCGAUAAGGGUCAGAUUAAGGUGAUCCGUAAAGGUGAGGUGAGCUGCUGCUGGACGUGCACCCCCUGUAAAGAAAAUGAGUUUGUGUUUGAUGAGUACACCUGCCGAGCUUGUGACCUCGGCUCCUGGCCUACCGAUGACCUGACAGGAUGUGAUCCGAUCCCGGUGGAGUACUUGAGAUGGGGAGACCCUGAACCCAUUGCUGCUGUGGUGUUUGCCUGUCUUGGACUCAUGGCCACAUUCUUUGUCACUGCUGUCUUCAUCAGGUUCAGGGACACCCCUGUAGUGAAAUCGUCCAGCAGAGAGCUAUGCUACAUAAUACUGGCGGGCAUCUGCUUGGGGUACCUGUGUACCUUCAGCCUCAUCGCCAAACCACAUGUUAUCCAUUGCUACCUCCAGCGUUUGGGAAUUGGUCUGUCACCCGCCAUGAGCUACUCGGCACUGGUCACCAAGACUAACCGCAUUGCACGGAUCCUGGCCGGCAGCAAGAAGAAAAUUUGUACCAAGAAGCCUCGUUUCAUGUCCGCCUGCGCCCAGCUCAUCAUUGCCUUCCUGCUCAUACUGCUACAGCUCGGCAUCAUUGUAGCUCUCUUCCUUAUGGAGCCCCCGCAGGUGAUCCAUGACUAUCCCAGCAUACGCCAAGUCAACCUCAUAUGCAACACCACCAACUUGGGUGUGGUCGCCCCUCUGGGAUACAACGGCCUGCUCAUCCUCAGUUGUACCUUCUAUGCCUUCAAGACCCGCAACGUUCCUGCUAAUUUCAACGAGGCAAAGUACAUUGCAUUUACCAUGUACACCACCUGCAUCAUUUGGCUGGCUUUUGUUCCCAUCUACUUUGGCUCCAAUUAUAAAAUUAUCACCAUGUGCUUCAGCGUCAGCCUCAGCGCCACGGUGGCUCUUUGCUGCAUGUUCGUACCCAAGGUAUACAUCAUACUGGCCAAACCCGAGCGUAAUGUGCGCAGUGCCUUUACCACCAGUACAGUGGUACGCAUGCACGUGGGAGAUGGAAAGUCCUCCUCAGCUGCGAGCCGCUCCUCCAGUCUGGUUAACCUGUGGAAACGCAGAGGCUCCACUGCUGAGACUCUCAGCUCUAACGGCAAGUCGGUGUCUUGGGCGCAGACGGAGCGCAACAGUUCACACGGGAACCACUUGUGGCAGCGUCUGUCCUUCCACAUCAAAAAGAAGGAGAACAACCAGACGGCUGUCAUCAAGCCCUUCUCCAAGACCUCCGGGGAGCGUUAUUUGGGGGGGGCCAACCUGCCUCCACACUUGCCUCUUCCCUCCUUGCCGUCCAUUUCCUCCCUGCAUUCUCACAGCGACGCCGGCGGCGACAAGAACCUCUAUGAGCUCUCUGAAGCGGAGGAGAGGUGCUCCCUCACGUAUGCUCCACAAACGCCAUCUCCAAUCAGCACGGUAAGCCAGAGACUGGGUCCAGGUUUGGAGGAGGAACCUCAGGUCACGGGUGUAGCCAAAUAUCCCAGCAGCGUUUGCAGCCAGAGCAGCGGCAGCAGUUGCGGACCCGUCAACAGCGGAUCCGGUGUAACCGGGAGCGAAGGUCGCCUGGUCAUCCUGGAAGGUCGACCGGUGGCGUGCCAAAGCAACCUGAUGGAGCAGAUCAGCUGCGUGGUGAACCGCUUCACCGCCAACAUCAGCGAGCUCAACACCAUGAUGCUGCUGUCCUCUCCGACGCAUCCUCACAUACACAAACACUCGCCGCCGCCACCGCCGCCGCCUCAUCCCGCUGAUCCCUAUCUGCUCCCGCGUGAGAUCCACACGCCUCCUACUCUCACAACAUACGCCGAAGUCCAAGCCCACUCCCUCGGUGAGUCAAGUUUGGGUCGCCGGAGCGGGUGUCCCAUUCAUCCGUACCCUCUUCCACCUCCUCACCCUCAGUCGUCCCCUUCCAUCUCCCCCAUGCGAGGAGGCCUCGUCACCUGCCUCAUGGACUCUCCGCUGAGGAGGGUGGAGCUGGAUGAGGAGCUUAUCGCUUUAACUCCCCCCUCGCCCUUCCGGGACUCUUUGGCAUCCAGCAGUAGCUCAGCUGUAUCUGACAUAGAUCUGUGUCUCCCGCCGGUCCCUUCCCACCCGCCUCCAUCGCCCCCGUCGCCCAGGUACAGUAGACUAACUCUCAGAAACUACAGCCAGAGUUCCUCGUCACUGUGAGGCAGACAUGCUUCCGAGAGAAGAGGAUCAUGCCAACAAAAGGAGAGUGGAUUGAUCUAGUCAAAUCCAUUCAUCCGCACGGUGGGGGGUGUGAAAGCUUUGUGUUUACAUAUGUGCAGUGAGAGAUUUUCAUAGUGGUGUCAAUCACAGGAAAGGGAAAAAAUGGCCACAGUAUAAAUAUGUGGUAUUAGGUAUAGAUCGUGGCCUUGAGCUAACAUGGCUGUCAGCUAAUUAGACAUAGCGAUUGUGCACUUGUGUGAGUAUACAUAGGUAUGCCUUCAUGGAUGCGGUUCAUAUAUUGAAAGGACGGGCCAAAGACGCCAAGGAAGUGCUUGGAAACAAGCUUAAAAGCUCCCAAGGGCACAAAAACUUGACAGGUUGGUGGAUCCGCUGUGCAAGAGUCAAACAGGCACAGCAUCGGCUUGUGGAUAAAAAAUGAAAGUGUAAAUAUUGAUCAAGUCAUGCGUUGCAGGAGUUUGAUUUGGUUAACAAAAUAUAAAGCAGUGGGUUGCUUUGCCAGUUUCCAUAACAUACGCAUCUUUGUAUUCGCCAUAAAAAUUAUUUAUUCUGUUUGUACAUCAAAGUUUUUCACUUGAAAAGACGGGGACCAAAAAAAACCAAACAAGAAUUCUAAUACUUUACCAUCAAUGACGGUCACAGCAUGUAUAAUGACUACAGAAACUGUGUUAGCAGUCACUGUGUUGUGCAACGUGUGCGCAAACAUUCCAAUUUUUUUCAACAAUACAUUCACAGCCGCAAACAUUUUGGCAGGGAAUUCAAUUUUGUGCUUCAAUAACUCUCAACCUCAGUAUUUUUUAAGAAAACAUUUUCCAUGUCUAUAUUCAUUCAUUCAUUUUCUACCGCUUUUUCCUCACGAGGGUUGCGGGGGUGCUGGAGCCUAUCCCAGCUGUCUUUGGGCGAGAGGCGGGGUACACCCUGGACUGGUCGCCAGCCAAUCACAGGGCACAUAUAGACAAACAACCAUUCACACUCACAUUCAUACCUAUGGACAAUUUGGAGUCGCCAAUUAUUAACCUAGCAUGUUUUUGGAAUGUGGGAGGAAACCGGAAUUCAUUCAUUUUCUACCGCUUUACCGUAAAAUUAAAAAGUAAUAAUCCAAAAUUAAAAUUAUUAAAAUAUAAAUAUAUUAAUAUAAAUAUAUUAAAAUAUUAAAAACAAGAAACAAAGCAAUACAAGUAUAAAAAAUAAAACCAAUUACAAUAAAAACGAAGAACUAAAAGACACAGUUAAAAGCCAGAGAAUAAAAGUUUUUCCUCACGAGGGUCGCGGGGGUGCUGGAGCCUAUCCCGGCUGUCUUCGGGCGAGAGGCCAGCCAAUCACAGGGCACAUACAGACAAACAACCAUUCACACUCACAUUCAUACCUAUGGACAAUUUGGAGUCGCCAAUUAUUAACCUUUUUGGAAUGUGGGAAGAAAACCGGAGUACCCGGAGAAAAACCACACAUGCAUGGGGAGAACAUGCAAACUCAACACAGAGAUGGCCGAGGGUGGAAUUGAACUCGGGUCUCCUAGCUGUGAGGCCUGUGCACUAACCACUUGACCGCCGUGCCGCCCCAUGUCUAUAUAUUCUGCAAAAUCAAGCUUUUUUUUUCUCCCCAAAAUGAAAACGAAGCAUCAAAGUUAUUUAAGCACAAAGUCACUUGCAAAAUGUUUGGCAAUGACUGUAUCAUAAUUGAUUUAAUGUUAAUUAUUGUGCCAAAGGGGGUUCAGGUGAGGCUACCUUAUAUGCUUGUUAGUAAAUAUGUGCUUUGAUAAAAAACAAACAAACAAAAAAAAAACAAUGUAAAUGUCAAAGACUUUGUAUUGUAUUUUCAUAUCUUCAAUUUGAUCAUUCUGAUCCUUUUAUUGUAAAAGCAAUAGUUUCCAUACAUGUGAAUGGGCUCUCAUAUCACACUUCUGUAUUCUCUAGUGCACAGUUUGCCAAGGAGUGUGCAUUGCAAAAGUGCUCCAAAAGUGCUUGAGGCCUCUGUUACUUAUUCUAAUCCCUGAUCUUAUUCAUAGCUACAUAUGAGAUAGAUACAAGUGCAUUUGAAUUGUAUUCAAUUCCAUAUACAGUAUUAAUAUAUGACAUAACUGGGUUUAGGAUGAAGUAAGCAAGGAAAAGAUAUAAUUGUUCACAACGACUUAACAAUUAACCAGUGUCGACGUGGUGUUGUUUGAGAGGAGCGAGUUUACAGCCUGCUUCCACCAACUGUGUUUAUUACGAUGGCGAGAACGGAGUGCUCGCUUCAGCACUUCAGCCUGCACGUUAUCAGCCCCUCGGGUGGAACGCCACGUUUUAUAUGUGCUGCCUCAGCAGAGAAAAAGAGAGGAUCAGUUUAUUUUCGACAAGGACUCGGUGGUGUGACAUCAGCCUAGAUGAUGUGGCUAAGGGAGUUUAGUGAAAGCAUUACCAGUACUAGUCCAGCAACAGGAGGAUUGGAAACAUUCUUUAGUUGUAUUUGGAUGGAUACGCAGUGAGUGGUGCAAAAGGUUAGACGGAAAUGUAAACGUUUGAAAACCGAGGAUUUUUCCCAAUAACAACAAGACUCGAAUAGAACUGCUGAAUGGGACCAAAAUGGAGGCAAAAUUUGGAAAGAAAUUAAACAAAUACAUUCAUUAAUUCAUUUUCUACCGCUUUUCCUCACGAGGGUCACGGGGGUGCUGGAGCCUAUCCCAGCUGUCUUCAGGCCAGAGGUGGGGUGGCCAGCCAAUCACAGGGCACAUAUAGACAAACAACCAUUCACACUCACAUUCAUACCUAUGGACAAUUUGGAGUUGCUAAUUAACCUAGCAUGUUUUUGGAAUGUGGGAGGAAACCGGAGUACCCGGAAAAAACCCACGCAUGCACGGGGAGAACAUGCAAACUCCACACAGAGAUGGCCGAGGGUGGAAUCGAACCCGGGUCUCCUAGCUGUGAGGCCUGAGCGUGAAUCACUUGCCGUGCCGUGCAGCCACAACACUUCAUAUGUUGUCAAAAACGUGUUUGCUUAAAAAACGAUACUUAAAAAAACCUUGCAAGGUCAUGACACCCAUAAUAUUACAAUGAUAUAAUAUAUGCUUUUGUUAAAAAGGUAUUUCACUACCUCUAGUACUGUAUAUUUGCACAUAUAGACAAACAACCAUUCACACUCACAUUCAUACCUAUGGACAAUUUGGAGUCGUCAAUUAACCUAGCAUGUUUUUGGAAUGUGGGAGGAAACCGGAGUACCCGGAGAAAACCCACGCAUGCACGGGGAGAACAUGAGAUGGCCGAGGGUGGAAUCGAACCCUGGUCUCCUAGCUGUGAGGUCUGUGCGCUAACCACUCGACCUAAACAAUUCAACAACAAGAGCCUAUCCCAGCUGUCUUCGGGCAAGAGGCGGGGUACACCCUGGACUGGUGGCCGGCCAAUCAUAGGGCACAUAUAGACAAACCAACCAUUCACACUCACAUUCAUACCUAUGGACAAUUUGGAGUCGCAAAUUAACCUAGCAUGUUUUUGGAAUGUGGGAGGAAACCGGAGUCUCUGAGAAAACCCAGACAUGCAAAUUCCACACAGACAUGGCCGAGGGUGGAAUUGAACCCUGGUCUCCUAGCUGUGAGGUCUGUGCGCUAACCACUCGACCUAAACAAUUCAACAACAAUCAUAUUUUUACCAAAAUACGAGUCAAAGUUUGAUCCCCUGAUUUUGUAAUGGCACUCCAAAGAAUUGGACUGAUAAUCCUUGUACUGCAAAAUACUUUAAAUCCAUGUGCUGAUCAGAGGGUGAUGACAUUUGAACUGUUGAUCCAGUUCUUGCUUUUAGCUCAAGGCUCAUGUGUGGUGAGGAGGCUGUGUCAUGUAGCUGGUCUUGUCAUGUAAUGUAAUUUCAUCCACUGGUUAAAUUGGCUAAUUGUGAUAAAUGAGAAUGUUUUUUUUGGUCGUCUUAAGGUUGCUGGAAUGUUCUUUUAGGGAGAUGCCACAUUGUCUUGUUCCUUAGAACUGCACUGAUGCUGACUUUUGAACUGCAAACAUCAACUAUAAAAGAUGGUGACUAAGGGCUUUUAUCAGUCUGUCUAGGGAAUCCCAGGAGAUGUUGGUGUUGGUGUUGGUGUUGGCGGUGGACGAUGCCCCUUUGAUACGCUCAUACACAACAGCUGAAUGUUUACAUGUAAACCCCAGACCAGACUAUUGUUUUCUUACUAGUUGGUGUAUGAUGGGAUAUGAGAUGUACGUCCCUUUUGACGACUCAACAGUUUUAUCUGGUAGACCUGAUCAGGGUCGCAGUAGUGCUGGAGCCUAUCCCAGCUGUCUUCGGGCGAGAUGCGGGGUACACCCUGGACUGGUGGCCGGCCAAUCACAGGGCACAUAUAGACAAACAACCAUUCACUCUCACAUUCAUACCUAUGGACAAUUUGGAGUCGCUAAUUAACCUAGCAUGUUUUUGGAAUGUGGGAGGAAACCGGAGAAAACCCACGCAUGCAAAUUCCACACAGAGAUGGCCGAGAGUGGAAUCAAGCACGGGUCUCCUAGCUGUGAGGCCUGCGCACGAACCACUCAUGCAGCCGAGAUGAUAUAGUUAUAUAUCUAAAUACCAAUUUUAAUGCAAAGCUUGUAUCUAUUAGAACCAAUAAAUAGAGAUAAAAUAUAGCUUAUGUAGUCUUUUCUUGCGUUUGAAGAGAGGUCAAAUUAUUGCAUCAUCGGGUCAAACAAGCAUAUCUGGAGGGACAUGUCAACUGAAGUCAGAGUGAAAACGCUGCAUACGUGCAAUAUUCUUGCAUGUGGAAAUCAUUCAACAACUGAGACGGAAUUGAACAGGGUAGCAACCGUGUUGUUUACAGCAGGGGUCUCAAACUCAAUUUACUUGGGGGCCACUGGUGCUCGGGUCUGGGUGAGACUGGGCCGCAUCAGGUUUUCCAAAAAAAAAACAACCCAAAAAACGCAUUUAUUAAAAACCAAAAAAUUUAAAAAUCUUCGCUUUGGUUCCGAUUUUCUACAAGAAAAGCUCUGAUAAAACAUUCCACUGUUCUCAAAUAUCUUACUUUUUAUUUUUCUACACAAAAUAAGAUGAAAAAUAAAUAAACAAAUCAAGAAUAAAGAAAAUCAAUCAAUUGUAAUAAAUAAAUAAAUAUAAUAAUAAUAAUCAAAUGGCAAAUAAUACAAACGUAAGAAACCACAUAUAGUUGUUGGGUAGACAAAUUAUUUUUUUCAGAUUAAAAUGAACAAAGCAUUAUUAGAGCCCUGUAGACAUGACAAAACACGACUAUAGUCACAUUUAUACUCUUUUUAUUUACAAAUAAAACAUAUUGCGCAACUGCAGGGUCUUGAGACACAUGCUAACUCGCAAACUAGAGAGCUAGCCACCUAAAUGGUAGCCUUCAAGUUAUUUCCUUAAAACUUAAAUAGCCAAAAACUUACCACUUCCACACGGAUAGGGAGGAUAACUAUUAACAGUUAUUUAACCUUUAACAUGAACAUUAAUCAAACAUAAUAAUUGUUUCUGGGUACAUGAUACCAUACAGCAUCCAUAUCAAACUUGCGCGGGCCGCACUAACAUUAAACUUUCAUAUCAAAGGCGGGGGCCUCAAACUCGUGUCCUGCGGGCCACAUUUGGCCCGUGGGCCGCGUGUUUGAGACCCCCGGUUUACAGCCUUGGUUCCCAAACUGGGGUACGCACACUCCUAGUACCAAAAUUAAAAAAAACUUUUCCCCUAACACUCACAAUUACGAGUGCACCUGAACACCUCACCACACAAGCAGAAUGGAGCAACACACCAUGCACACUCACACAACUGGAGCAAAUCAUUAUCAGGAGCAAAUCAGUAUGCACCGUUAUUCACUUGAAUCUGACAAACGAUACACAGAAAAUAAUGAGUAUAUUAUUUUUUGCUAUAUUAUAGUAUAUAAUAUAUUCUAACUAUAUAUAGUAUAUUGUAUUUUGUCAUAUUGAAUAUUGGCCAUCUUGAACUGCAAUGUUCCAGCUUUCUAGCUCUUUUUUUUGUCCUCGGUUUCAACUGUGUUUCAACCAAGACUGACUUUAAAAAUUGCUGUGUGCGGAUGUAGGCGCAUUAGAAGGAUAAGAAAAAAUACUUUACAUAUAAAGACUCUAUAGAUAUUAGCAUAGCAUUUUCCUGAAUAUUAAGUAAUUAAGGCUGGUUUCAUGUUUCAGUUUGCUUAAGGCAGGCUGAGCUGAGGUGGCGACUUCGAUGUCUUAAAUAAUAAUAAUAGUUUUGGUUGUUUGGUGCUGCUGAAUGGAAUGUGGCUUUUAAGUGGUUGGUUAUUCAUUAAAUUAUUAUGCAUUAUAAUAUGUUAUAUGAUAUGCUUGAGGAAAGUGGAAGAUAUUAUUUGACAUACAGGACGGUGCAGGCAGGUUGUAGAUCCUCCACUAUUUUGUUGAUGUUGUGUGAAGUCAUAUAGUGAAGUAAUGCAUAUUUUUUUAAACCAAAAGGAGCCGUGAAAUGACACCAUAACAUAAACACACAAAUAUGAUUUUAAUUCUAAUUUGUUAGACGGUGGCCCUACUAAGUAAAACAAAUGUGAAUGUUGCCUUUUAGAAGAGAUGUUUACAUUUUCGCCGCUCGCUAGAGCUAAUCAAAUUCAUCACAGGUAAUCAAGGCAUUCAUUUCCAGUGACAUUUUUACAGGCUUGUCAGCAAAUGUAUUUUUUUUUUUUUUUUUUUUGCAACACUGACGCCGAAGGUCUGAACGGAGAGAAGCACGCAGCUCAUCUCCAUUUAAAUGAAGUGGCUGUGUUGUGUUCCACUCUCCUUCCAGCCCACGCUGAUCACACCAAGCAGUUAGUCGGGACUUGAUUUUGAUGAAGUGGAAUAAUGGUUGGUUAGCAAAUGUUACUUGAAGAAAUGCACUGCUGUUUAAAUGCUAAAGUGUGCAAAAAGGUCAUCACGUUCAAAAUGACUGUUAGUGAAAUGAACGCAAAUAACAAUUGUAUCCUCUUUUUUUUUUUUUUUUUCCUUGCGAGUGUGUGCCAAUUUUCACCCCACCUCAUUUCAAGUGCUUCUGUAUUUCUUAUCUGGAAUUUUGAAGUGUGUGGAGCGAAAUCUUACGAACCAUCUGCUGUGACAAAUGAUGUAAAUUUUCACAAGCUAUUAACUUACUGUAUGUGUACUAAAAGACUAUUUACAUCUAUUGUUUAUUUGAGGAAACCUUAUAUCAUUUCCUCGAUUUGAUAUUGUGUGGAUUCAUUUUUAUGAACUUUUUUAAGCGGUGUCGAUUUCAUUUCAUUUUUUUUUUAAUGUUACAAAUGUAGAAUGUAACUUCAAAGAAACUAUCUGUGAUAAUCAGAGAUGGAUUUAUAUUGAAAUAUUUGGUUAUCUAUUUCCUAUAUCCCCUUCAGAUUUGUAAACGUGUGAAUACUAUAUGGUUGUAGUAUGAAAAAUGCAGUAUAUUUCUAAGUGGCUUUGUAGAGGGCAUUGAUCACAGGGUUGUGCGGGGGAGCGGUGUUUGCGUUGGUUAUAUUUUACAUUUUUAGAGGUAAGUUGCUUUAGAAUGUUCUUAAAUACUCCGAACUGAGAUAAAGUCCAUUUACUCAGAGAAUAAAUCGUCCUCAGAU